CAGUCUGUCUGUCAUGGCCGACAUCAAUGGCAGAUGGUAAAAUCUCAAAACUGGCUCUUAGUGAUGGGCACCUAAUACCUAAAGUUCUUUCUCUUCUCCCAUUACUUCGUCGUUCCUUUCUAUGACAUUCUUUCUCCGGUUGUUACGACUUUAUGCUGUCUCACUCUUUCUCUGCCAGGUGGCGGAGGCAUUCUCCUUCGAAUUCCCCAACGUCAUCCCUUGCUUGCUUCUGGAUUUGCCUUGGGCUCGGGGACUAGGCGACCCACAAAAUAUGCAGUUGUUUUUAGAUGACCUUGCGCCAGACGGCCUGCGAAGGCUCAUACAAGCAAUUGGGCCAUCAAUGGAAGAGGGGAAUAUUCCGAUAUCGGUGUUCAACCAUCCUGGCGAUUUCCGAAUCGAUUGUGAAGACGACAAUGGAACCUCAAUCUGGAAUACGACAAUCACUCUUCUAGAUUGCCCAACGAAAACGAGCACCCCUGUGGAAAGGUCUGCAUCGGACCUCACCACCAGCGCCAUCGAUUUGAGCUCCUCCAUUCUGUCUUCUACCACCGUUUCAAGCAGCAAUCCUGGUAGCAGCUCGAGCACAGCGUUCAACGCAACGUCUACUGUUACUUCCAAAGGAAGAGUCCCCUCGCUCCCUGCACCUACAUUGCCUAUAUCAUUUUCGAAAUUUCCUCCGCUGAAUAUCUCACACCCUUGGACGUCUUUGUCUUCUCAUCUUUCUACUCAUCUUUCAACUCCAAUCCCAUCAUCGGAGCCUACGAGCAUGUUGCCCUCUUCAUCAAAUCACACUGCCUCGACCAACACCUCUCCGCCGAGGGUUGAUGGCCCGGUGAAGUCUAUCCCCGUUGGAUCGUCACUAGUAACUUCUAGUCCGGUAAACACCUUAGCAUCGACAGUUUCUUCGGAUAGCUCCAACGAUGCGGCGAAGAGCCUUUUUUCGUCUUUAACAAUGAGUGGGAGCUGGCCUCAUAGCAAUUUUCUGAUAUCAAGCACGCCGGUUCCCAGCAUUACAAUCACUCAUGUUACAGCUGUUUCUGUUUCACUACCUUCUUUCUCAGGCUCAAAUUUCGAGACUCUUAUUGGCGGCUUAAGUCCUUCGACAGAUGUUGCCAGUUCAGCCACUACAUCUGAAAUCAUUUUGAAGUCCCAGGACCCUUCGCAUACUAUUACCCACGCGGCGCUCGCCACUGUUGCGGAGACCUCCAUUGGGAGUGACACCGAGGCAACCUCUUCUUCGACAUGGAUCUUCUUGACCACAAGCGGAAUCACCUUAUCACCUACACCAAUCGUUGAUCCGACACCGCACUCUAUUCCCUUGCCUGCAACAUCUGGGGAUUCCUCUAACUCUAAUGGUCAUGAUCAAAGCAUUCAACAGACGAUGAGUCAACCAGGUGCUAUCGCUGGAGUCACUAUUGGUGCAGUAAUCUUGGCCAUUGCACUGAGUUUGCUCAUUGCACUGUGCUUAAUAAAACAUAGAAGGAAACGCCGCUUUUUUGAUCGCGAUGCUCGGAAAUCACUCAAUCCAUUUUUCAAGUAUCAAGCGAAUCUGCUUCGGUCUCCCAAACGAUGGAGGCUGAUCGUCAGUCUCGGCGUGGGUGGAACUUGAAGGCCCAACUUCGGAAAUGGCGCUCGAGUAAUGGAGUAAUCGAACCGUUCAUCACGUCAAGGUACCGUCUUGAUCCUGAUAUGGUUGAGAGUGGCAGUAGAAGAAUGAAUGAAGCUCGGCGCUUCUC
Messenger RNA from Lentinula edodes (shiitake mushroom), 1736 nucleotides. RefSeq lists its product as uncharacterized. The record is from RefSeq and is a predicted model, not a curated record. Lineage: Eukaryota; Fungi; Basidiomycota; Agaricomycetes; Agaricales; Omphalotaceae. The transcript has 7 exons. The coding region runs from base 122 to 1609 and encodes 495 amino acids.